GUUGACUGUUGACCAAUCAGAAUAUCCAAAUCUUUCAGCGGGAGAAAUGUUUCGGAAGUUGCGUUUUCCGCUUUCGCUGUGGGGAAUGUAUGAGGUUUAAUUGAUCGAUAUUUAAGUAGUUCUACAAAAAAAAAGUUUUCUUGUGGGUGGUCCAGAGAAGUCUAUCUGUGGCAGUGGAAAGUGAAAUAAGUAAUGUGUCUGCUAAAAGCAGUCAAACUGCCCCGGCUCUGUCACGGGCUCUGGCUCGAGUUCUCAGCACCACUAAGAGCAAAGAAAACGAGGCUGGCACUAAAUCUGUCCAUGGAUAUAAAGACUUUACAGAAGAUGAAAAUGAAGGAGAUGGCAGCAGCCUUGAGUGGACUCAUGGAUCUCCUCAAACACCUCCUCCUCCUCCUGGAAGAUCAGCUUGUUUGCCCGGGACUGCAGGCGCAGGGACCGGCUGCGCUCAGGAUGGAGUGCGUUACUUCAGUGUGGUGUGGUGUAAGGCCAGCAAGAAGAAGCACAAGCGCUGGGAGGGCGAUGCGGUGCUGAUCACCAGAGGACGAGCAGUCACUCUCAAAGACAUGGAGGGGAAGGAUAUUGGAAAAGGGAGCGGCUACAAGGUGUCAGAGCUGGCCUCACUCUCUGAAGGAGAAACUCUUAUGGUUGGCGGCAAACAGGUGGAGGUGAUGGGGAUCAUUUCAUCAGAAGAUUACGCAAAAGGUCGCUGCUUUCAGGAAGUUCAAACGGAGCAGACGGAGUCGCACGCAGAGGCGGUAGCGCCUCCUUGCCACCGCCCCGCCUCCAAGCCUUUUACUCCUCCUACGAUGUUGGACCGAGCGGGGAAUCUGGGACCUAAAUCAGGGGGGGAACAAACCUACAGACCCCGCUAUGACCCAUUUGCUCCCAAUGCAUUAGUGAUGCCCCGCCCCUCUACGAACCACCAGUGGCUUCACAACAAAGCAGCCCUUCCUGUUGUCGAGGUGGUGAUUGAUCCCCACCUGACCCAAUACCUGCGACCCCAUCAGAGAGACGGCUUGCUCUUCCUCUACGAGUGUGUCAUGGGCCUGAGGGUUGCAAGUCGCUACGGUGCCAUUCUGGCUGAUGAGAUGGGCCUGGGAAAGACUCUUCAGAGUGUGGCGCUGUCAUGGACUUUGCUUAAACAGGGACCCUAUGGAGGGAAGCCGGUUGCUAAGCGCGUCCUCGUGGUUACGCCUGGAAGCCUGGUGCAGAACUGGAAAGCAGAGUUCAACAAGUGGCUGGGCCGUGAGAGAAUCGGCGUUUUCACUGUGGAUCAGGACCACAGAAUCGAGCAGUUUGUGUUAUCUCCUCUGCACAGCGUUCUUGUGAUCAGCUAUGAAAUGCUGCUGCGCUGCCUGGAGCAGGUACAGAAAGUGGAAUUUGGUCUCAUAAUAUGCGAUGAGGGUCACAGGCUAAAGAACAGCAGCAUCAAAACCUCCUCGGCGCUCACCAGCCUCAGUUGUGACCGCAGAGUCAUUCUCACAGGGACACCGGUCCAAAAUGAUCUGCAAGAGUUCUAUGCAAUCAUCGAGUUUGUAAAUCCAGGGGUUCUUGGGUCGCCGACUGCCUAUAGAAAAGUGUAUGAGGAACCGAUUCUACGCUCAAGACAGCCGUCGUGCACAGAGGAGGAGAGAGUUUUAGGAGAAGAGCGAGCCGCCGAACUCUCCCGUCUGACUGGCAUGUUCAUCCUAAGGAGGACCCAGGAAAUCAUAAACCGUUACUUACCCCCUCGCGUCGACUGGACGUUGUUCUGCGAGCCGUCAGCCCUGCAGCGGGAGCUGUACCAACAUCUCCUCUGCCACCGCGUCUUCAGAGCUUGUCUGCAGGGCUCCACACAGACCAGCACACACCUGGCUUGCAUUACUGCCCUGAAGAAGCUCUGCAACCACCCCGGCCUGCUCUACGCCACUGUGAAGGAAAGAACAGAGAGUGGAUCUUUGGAGAGCUCCCUAUAUGAAGGACUGGCAGAUCUUUUCCCAGAAUCAUAUUCUUUAACAGGGUUCAACACUGCCGACUCAGGAAAACUGCUGGUUCUCUCUGACCUGCUGGCUGCCAUCAGACAGCUCAGUCCUUCAGACAGGGUGGUUCUAGUGUCAAACUACACUCAGACUCUUGACUUGCUGCAGGACCUGUGCAAACACAUGGGCUACACCUUCUGUCGAUUAGAUGGUCAAACUCCAACGGGCCAGAGGCAGCGACUGGUUGACGGCUUUAACAGCUCCUAUUCUCAGAACUUCCUGUUUCUCCUGAGCUCUAAAGCCGGCGGGGUGGGGCUGAACCUGAUCGGAGCGUCUCACCUGGUGCUGUACGACAUCGACUGGAACCCUGCCAACGACAUCCAGGCCAUGGCUCGAGUGUGGAGAGAUGGACAGAAGAAAACUGUCCACAUUUAUCGACUUCUCACUGCAGGUACAAUUGAAGAGCGUAUAUAUCAGAGACAGGUGUCCAAGCAGGGCCUGUCGGGGACUGUGGUUGAUAUGGGAAAAGCAGCAGAACACACAAGUUUCUCCUCUAGUGAGCUGCGAGAUCUCUUCAGCCUGACGGAAACUCCCUGUCUGACUCACGACCUGUUGAACUGCGGCUGCAGCAUGGACGGCACAGUAAACGACGUGGUGGAAGAGGAGGAGGAGAAGGGCCACACUUCUGGUAGGCCCUGCCAGCUCGGUCGCCAAGGUGACCGUAAAGGGCCGACGCAGAAGCAUCUCAGCAUGUCCGAGCUCAUGCAGUGGAGACACUUCUCCGGGGAUGCACAGUCGUUCUCGGACCCCUACCUUGAUUACUCACGAAAGCACAUCACCUUCGCCUUCCAGACCACCAUCUCUCACCUGACCCAGUAAAUACUGCAACAUCAACAA
This is a messenger RNA of Oryzias melastigma (Indian medaka), 2855 nucleotides long. It is a transcript of the gene rad54b, whose product is annotated as RAD54 homolog B. Gene Ontology annotation, biological process: double-strand break repair via homologous recombination; reciprocal meiotic recombination. Lineage: Eukaryota; Metazoa; Chordata; Actinopteri; Beloniformes; Adrianichthyidae. The record is from RefSeq and is a predicted model, not a curated record. Gene Ontology annotation, cellular component: nucleus. Gene Ontology annotation, molecular function: ATP-dependent chromatin remodeler activity; ATP binding; DNA translocase activity.